AGUGCAGGACUCGUGCAAAACUCGUCUGUGUGUUUCAAUGUCCAAGUGUUGAAAAAUAACUCAGUCCAUCGAGGGGGACAUGAAAUAAACUCUUCCAAAGAUGAUGCGAGGAUACCGACCGACGCCAGUCUCCAACUCGACCCUGUCCUUCUGCGGCACGGAGAACUCCUCGGCGUAUAAGGUGGACAACGGCCUUCUGAACAACGGCUGCUUUCUGGAUGCUCUCGGUGUGGUUCCUCAUGUGUUCCUGCUCUUCAGCACCUUCCCCAUCCUCUUCAUCGGCUGGGGCAGUCAGAGCUCGAAGGUCCACAUUCAUCACAGCACGUGGCUUCAUUUCCCCGGCCACGACUUGCGCUGGCUGUUCACCACGGUCCUGCUGUUCGUGCUGGUGUGUGAGAUCGCUGAGGGAAUCGUGUCGGACGGGUUUAAUCAGUCUCGGCAUCUUCACCUCUACAUGCCAGCCGGACUCGGGAUUCUGGCCGCCGUCACAUCCAUCAUCUAUUACCACAACAUCGAGACCUCCAACUUCCCCAAGCUGCUUAUCGCUCUGCUGAUCUACUGGACUUUGGCCUUCAUCACCAAAACCAUCAAGUUUGUGAAGUACGAUUGCCACGGCAUCGGGCCGAGACAGCUGCGGUUCUGCAUCACGGGCCUCCUGGCGCUCCUGUACGGGCUUCUGCUGGGGGUCGAGGUCAACGUGAUCCUGCGCCGGCGCUACAUGUGGUUUGCGGUUCCCACGGAGGUGAAGCCACCCGAUGACCUUCAGGAUCUGGGCGUUCGGUUCCUCCAGCCGUUCGUGAAUCUGCUGUCGAAGAGCACGUACUGGUGGAUGAACACCUUCAUCACAUCUGCACACCAGCGGCCCAUCGACCUGAAGACCAUCGGCAAGCUGCCCAUCUCCAUGAGGGCGCUCACCAACUACCAGCGGCUCCGCAAGGCCUUCGACGCGCAAGCCGAGGACGGGCCCGUCCCGCUGAAGGGCUCGAGGUGGAUCUGGCGUUCCCUCCGGCUGGCGUUCGGCAGGCCUCUGGUGCUCAGCAUCACCUUCCGCUUCAUGGCGGAUCUGCUGGGCUUCGCCGGGCCGCUCUGCAUCUCGGGGAUCGUUCACCACAUAAGCAGUGACAAUCACAGUGCUCUGCCUCCGGUGAAGCUGCUUGGAGUGCACUUCAUCUCCUCGGAGGCGUUCCUGGCGAAUGCGUAUGUUCUCGCUGUCCUGCUGUUUCUGGCCCUGCUGCUGCAGAGGACUUUCCUUCAGGCCUCGUAUUAUGUGGCCAUUGAGACCGGGAUCAAACUCAGAGGAGCCAUUCAGACUAAGAUUUACAAUAAGAUCAUGCGUCUGUGCACUUCUAACAUGUCUAUGGGUGACAUGACCACGGCCCAGAUCUGCAGUCUCGUGGCCCGCGACACCAACCACCUCAUGUGGUUCUUCUUCCUCUGUCCCAACCUGUGGGCCAUGCCGGUUCAGAUUGUCAUUGGUGUGUUACUCCUCUACUAUCUGCUGGGAGUGAGCGCUCUGAUCGGAGCGACUGUUAUCGUGGCGUUGGCUCCGCUGCAGUAUUUCGUAGCCACUCGACUCUCGCGCGCACAGAAGAGCACUCUGGAAUACACCAGUGAGAGACUAAAGAAAACCAACGAGCUUCUGAGGGGGAUCAAGCUCCUGAAGCUGUACGCGUGGGAACACAUCUUCAGAUCCAGCGUUGAGGAAACACGCAGACAAGAGCUGAGCAACCUCAGGACGUUUGCUCUCUACACGUCCCUCUCCAUCUUCAUGAAUGCCGCCAUCCCGAUCGCUGCUGUUCUCACAAUCUUUGCGGUGUACGUGCGAGUUCACAGCGUCUCCGACUCGGAUCUGUCUCCCGCUGUGGCCUUCGGGUCGCUGUCGCUCUUCCAUAUACUGGUGACGCCGCUGUUCCUGCUCUCCAGUGUCCUGCACUCCACUGUCAAAGCCCUCGUCAGCCCUCGUCAGGUGAUCUUCAUCAUCAUCAUCCUCAUCUUCAUCCUCAUCUUCAUCUUCUAUAUACUGGUGACACCACUGUUCCUGCUCUCCAGUGUCCUGCACUCCACUGUCAAAGCCCUCGUCAGCCCUCGUCAGGUGAUCUUCAUCAUCAUCAUCCUCAUCUUCAUCCUCAUCUUCAUCUUCUAUAUACUGGUGACGCCGCUGUUGCUGCUCUCCAGUGUCCUGCACUCCACCGUCAAAGCCCUCGUCAGCCCUCGUCAGGUGAUCUUCAUCAUCAUCAUCCUCAUCUUCAUCCUCAUCUUCAUCUUCUAUAUACUGGUGACGCCGCUGUUCCUGCUCUCCAGUGUCCUGCACUCCACUGUCAAAGCCCUCGUCAGCCCUCGUCAGGUGAUCUUCAUCAUCAUCUUCAUCAUCAUCAUCAUCUUCAUCCUCAUCUUCGAUAUACUGGUGACACCUCUGUUCCUGCUCUCCACCGUCAAAGCCCUCUCAAAGCCCUCGUCAGGUGAUCUUCAUCAUCAUCAUCAUCUUCAUCCUUAUCUUCCAUAUACUGGUGACACCUCUGUUCCUGCUCUCCACCGUCAAAGCCCUUGUCAGGUGAUCUUCAUCAUCAUCAUCAUCCUCAUCUUCAUCAUCAUCUUCAUCCUCAUCUUCUAUAUACUGGUGAUGCUGGUGUUCCUGCUCUCCAGUGUCCUGCACUCCACUGUCAAAGCCCUCGUCAGUGUGCAGAAACUGAGUGAAUUUCUUGGCAGUGCAGAGAUUGAAACCGACCAGGAUCCCAUCGCCCAAAGUCCGGCGAACAACAACGGCAACAUUAAGUCUGUCUAUGCAUUACAGCUUCAGGCCAAACUAGUGAAUCGUAAGAAUAAAGACGUGAACCGGAACUUUGAGCAUCAAGAGCAGAAACGGACAGAGUCAGCAGCUCCGGAGGACGACGUGUGUAUUAAGAUUGUAAACGGCUACUUCACAUGGACACAGGGAUGCCCGACUCUCACCAAUAUUGACAUCAAGGUUCCCUUCGGACAGCUGACGAUGAUCGUAGGGCAGGUGGGAUGUGGGAAAUCCUCUCUCUUACUGGCGGCACUGGGAGAAAUGCAGAAGAUUUCUGGAAACGUCACAUGGAACAGUUUACCCAAGAGUGAUUCAGAAGAAAAUGUGAGAGCUCAUCAUACGAGUGGAAGGCCAUCACUGCCGAAGAGAGGUUCGGUGGCCUACGCUUCCCAGAGGCCGUGGCUCUUAAACGCCACCGUUGAGGACAACAUCCUGUUCGACAUGGCUCCCAAUGAGAAGAGAUAUAAGGAGGUGAUGGAGGUCUGUCAGCUUCAGCCAGACGUCGACACACUUCCACAGGGAGAUCAGACGAUGAUCGGAGAGAGGGGCAUCAUUCUCUCUGGAGGGCAGCGCCAGCGGAUCAGCGUGGCUCGAGCGCUUUACCAGCACACCAAUGUGGUUUUCCUGGACGACCCGUUCUCCGCUCUGGACAUUCACCUCAGUGACCAUCUCAUGAAUGAAGGGAUCCUCAAGUUCCUCCGGCAGGAGAAGAGGACCGUUGUGCUGGUCACCCACAAACUGCAGUAUCUGCCUCAUGCAGACUGGAUUAUCGCGAUGCGGGACGGGACGGUGCAGACGCAGGGGACGCUGAAGCACAUCCAGGCCGCCGAACCCGAGCUGUUCGAGCAGUGGAGGACCCUGAUGAACCGCCAGAACAAAGAGAACAGCACCGAACUGAAGAGGAAGAGUUUCAGACGGGCCAUGUACUCCCGGGACACCCUGGCCACGGAGGACGAGGACGAAGCUGCUGAUGUCUCAGUCAGUGAACUGAAAGACAGCUCAACCAGCACCGAUGAGGAGAGCCUCAGGGCGGAGCUGCGUCACAGGACCCACAUCCCCUGGAGCUCGUUGUUCUCGUACCUGAGAUCUGCAGGCCCUGUCCUCCUCGCGCUGCUCGUGUUCUCUCAGCUCUGCAAACACACACUCAUGGUGGCCAUCGACUUCUGGCUCGCUCACUGGACCACACACGUCAUCGCAGCGCAGAUCGAGACCAGUGGAGGGAACUGCAGUGACACUGGGGAGUUUCAGGCAUCUAACAGUGUGUGUGUGUGUGUGUUCCUUAAGGUGUCCAACUACCUGAACUGGAUCGUGCGUAACCUGGCCGAUAUGGAGGUUCAGUUGGGGUGUGUGAAGAGAGUCAGCGCUCUGAUACACACCGAGGCUGAGAACUACGACGGACUCAUGACUCCGGCUCAGGUUCCUGCAGGAUGGCCGAAGUACGGAGAGAUCCAGAUCCAGAACCUGAGCGUUCGCUACGACACCAGCCUGAGACCGGUUCUGAGACACGUCAACGCUCACAUCAAACCUGGACAGAAGGUGGGGAUCUGCGGAAGGACAGGAAGUGGGAAGUCGUCGUUCUCUCUCGCUCUCUUCAGAAUGGUGGACUCGUUCGAGGGGCAGAUUAUCAUCGAUGGGAUUGACAUCGCCAAGCUCCCCCUGCAAACGCUCCGAUCGAAGUUCUCCAUUAUCCUGCAGGAUCCCAUUUUAUUCAGUGGAACAAUCCGGUUUAAUCUGGAUCCGGAGAGAAAGGCCACCGAUGACAUGCUCUGGGAAGCUCUGGAGAUCGCUCAGCUCAUGCCAGUGGUCAAAGCUCUACCCGGAGGACUCGAUGCGGUGGUGACGGAGGGCGGUGAGAACUUCAGUCAGGGUCAGCGUCAGCUCUUCUGUCUCGCUCGGGCCUUCGUGAGGAAGACCAGCAUCCUCAUCAUGGAUGAAGCCACAGCAUCCAUCGACAUGGCCACAGAGAGUAUUCUGCAGAAAGUGGUGAUGACGGCGUUCGCUGACCGAACAGUGGUGACCAUCGCACAUCGCGUUCACACCAUCCUGGGCUCAGACGCGGUGAUCGUGAUGAAGCGCGGCGGGAUUAUGGAGUACGAUGAGCCGGACGUGCUUCUGGAGCAGAAGGACAGCGUUUUCUCCGCGUUUGUAAGAGCCGACAAAUAAAGAUGCUCGCUCAUGGAGGAUGUGGAUCUUCACGGCUGGACGUGGUUUCUAUUCGUUCUUGUAAAAUAAUAAAAUGCUGAAUUGCACAAUAAUCUGCAUAUGGGUUGAUUUAACUAAACUAUCAGAAAUAAAAAUGUGCCGUUUGUGUUUUCA
Pimephales promelas (fathead minnow) is the source of this 5101-nucleotide messenger RNA. The record is from RefSeq and is a predicted model, not a curated record. Lineage: Eukaryota; Metazoa; Chordata; Actinopteri; Cypriniformes; Leuciscidae.